UUCAUUGGGCUCUGCGGCCUGCGGCGGAGCAUCUCGACCGCAAGUGGGAGGCACAAGGAAAAGGAAACCAGAGCGGACAAAAAUAUUGUCGCCCGUUUGGAGCUUUCCUUUCGGUGUGUGAACAGUGGGCCAGUUGCCAAUAAACGCGACCUUUCCUUGGCAAACAAGAUAUAUAUAAGAAACUCUGUAUAAAGAUUAGGCGGAUCCAAGACGUGAAUGAGAAAUGGAAAAAAGAAGUGAGACACCGAUAAAAAGCACAAAGUUUCGAAAACUGAGCGAUGCGGACAUGACGGAGGUUCAGCUAAACAAUUUGGAUUCUGGCGUUAAGGAUAAUGUCGAAACUGGAAGCUCCCAGGGGAUUGAUGGAUCAAGAAAUAGUGUCGUGCAAAAUUCGAAAUGGUUCAGAUCCAGACUCUUUAUCAUAUCCGUGGUUUUCUCUGCCCUUAUAAUUACAGCCAUGUGUAUUGGCUUUGUGGUGCACUACGGAAUGUCCGGCGAUGUGGGCGACAUGGAAACGGUGACCUUUUGGAACGUAACGCUGCCCAAGGAGCAGCAGGAGUGGUACGACCAAGGAAUCGAUGAGCUAAAAAAGGCCGUAUACCGGGAAUUUAAUCGAAGACGAGCCAAGAACGUAAUACUCUUUGUGGGCGAUGGCAUGGGACCGAAUACGGUGACAGCAGCUCGUAUCUACGGAUUCAAGGAGGAAGGACUCCUCAGUUGGGAGCGCUUUCCGGACAUGGGACUACUGAAGACCUACUGUGCCGAUAAGCAAGUUCCGGAUUCCUUCUCCACGGCUACCGCGCUUUUUGGCGGAGUCAAGGUGAACUACGAAACCGGCGGAGUGGACGCGAAUGUGCCACUAGGAAACUGUACCGCAUCCUUGCAGAAGGAUCACCAUGUCCAGACGAUUCUCAGAUGGGCUCAGCUGGACGGAAUGAGAACAGGCUUUGUGACCACAACCCGGGUAACCCAUGCCACUCCGGCGGCGCUUUAUGCCCAUGUGGCCGAUCGCCGCUGGGAGUGUGAAACCGGAAUGACGGAAGAGGCCCGGAAUCAGGGCUGUAUGGAUAUAGCCCGUCAGCUGAUCGAGCAGCCCACUGGUCAGAGAAUCAAUGUAAUAAUGGGCGGUGGUCGUCAGAUGCUCGUGUCCGAUGUCGUCGAUUCACCAGCCGAUCCCUUGGACACUUGGGCCAGCAAAUCGGCGGAUGGACGGAAUCUUAUCCAAGAUUGGAGGCGGCUGAAGGAAGAGGAGGGUGUUACGCAUGCCGUCAUCCAAAACAAUCGUGAGUUGUGGAAUCUCAAUGGCCAGAAUGUUGACUAUCUACUGGGCAUAUUCGCCAAUGGCCACCUUAUGUACGACUACGAGCGAGAUCGGAGUGAGAACGGAAUGCCUUCUUUAUCAAAUAUGACUCUGAAGGCGCUCGAAGUUCUGGGAAACAGCGAUAAAGGAUUUCUGUUGGUGGUGGAAGCUGGCCUCAUCGAUCAAGCACAUCAUCGGGGAAAUGCCCGCAAGGCACUUCAUGAGGUUCUCGAGCUAAAUACGGCUGUUGAGUCCACGCUUGCCUUCCUCAAGUCCACGGAUCGAUUGGAUGAAACUCUAGUAAUAGUAACAGCAGAUCACUCGCAUAGUUUAACGAUUAACGGACAUCCUGAUAGAGGCUCCAGCAUAUUGGGUCUUGCGGGAAAUUCAAAGACAGAACAAACCCCCUACACCACAUUGACUUAUGGCACUAGCUAUAAAGGAUUUCAGGUGGAUCCCGAAACCCAGAACCGAAAGGAUCCCACGAGCGAUAAUAUAACCGAUUGGGACUACACCCAACAGGCAGCUAUUAAUACAGACGAAAAUCUCCACGGCGGAUCCGAUGUUACGAUUCACGCCGAUGGAGCCAUGUCCUAUCUUUUCCACGGCGUCCAUGAACAAAGCUAUGUAGCCCACGCCAUUUCCUACGCCCUGAGGAUCGGACGCUUCCGGGACAGUUCCAUCGCCGAAACUUUGGCUGAGCUAACGCCUUUAUAAAUAUAGAUAAAUCCAUUUACUCUCAGAAAUAUUAAGAAAUAUGUUUACGAAAACAAUAUUUUGUUAAGCGGCAGAAGCUAAAUAUUUACGUUGACCUGAUUAUAACAAUCUGUUGGUGUUUAAGAAUUUUAAGGAAAAUGAAGGUUGAAUCAAUUUAAAUAUACAGAGUAUUAAACUUUACUUUAUUUACCGCUCUGAUUAAGAAAAAAAUAAAUCUUUACUUAGUUGUUUAAAAUAUCUUUCCUCCUUUUAUGUAUUAAGCAGUGAAACCUGUAAGAGAAGUUGCUAUCUCAACAGCCAAAAUAAGAAUUUUAUUAGAGUCUAGCUGAAAGUGAACUUGAAGGCUUGUGUCUACACAAAUAAAUCAAAAUAAAUUGUUUUUAAUAAAAAA
Molecule: messenger RNA, 2408 nt
Organism: Drosophila ficusphila
Lineage: Eukaryota; Metazoa; Arthropoda; Insecta; Diptera; Drosophilidae
Gene: Alp12
Product: alkaline phosphatase
Exons: 2
Coding region: 224-2017 (597 amino acids)
Biological process (GO): dephosphorylation
Molecular function (GO): alkaline phosphatase activity
Source: RefSeq, a predicted model, not a curated record